AUGAGCACCACAACGACAACAAACGGAACGACUCCUCUGGUCCAGGGACCUACCACACAACAAACCUCAUCAUUCAUUUCAACAAAACAUGCAUCACCUUCGGAAUUCACUCCAUUGCAACAACGAUACAAGGGACUCAACACCAUGAUUUCUGGAGUGUUUUCUGGAGCCAUGGCUAAUUUUGUGCUUCAUCCAUUGGAUUGCAUCAAGAUUAGAAUGCAGGCCAAUGAUCGUGGAGUGAAGAGAACGACAUUUGUUGGUCUCAAAGAUUCUAUUAAGGUCACAAAAGCAAUUUAUUUGGAAGAUGGAUGGAAGGGAUAUUAUAGAGGGUUGAGCAGUGCAAUGAUAGGGGCUGGUUUGGCAUGGGGAUUAUAUUUUACAAUAUAUAAUUCAAAAAAGUACGAUUAUGAGAAAGAAUAUGGAGUCAAUCAAGUUCCAACUCUUCAAUUAACUUUUUGUGGAUUACAAGCUGGUGUUGUGACAAAUCUAUUGACACAUCCCAUUUGGCUGAUAAAAACACGAUUACAACUUCAAAAUUCAGUAGAUACUCUCCCAUCAGUGGGAACCUCUCAUCACUUACAAAAUAUUAAAUAUAAUGGUAAUUGGGAUUGCUUUCGAAAGAUUAUCAAAUAUGAAGGUGUUAAAUCACUAUAUAUAGGACUCACACCAAGCAUGUUACUCAUUUCACAUGGUAUUAUUCAUUUUGUGUGCUAUGACCGAAUGAAAUCGAUUUAUCUCAAUUAUAAGAAUGAAAAACGUCAUGAAUCGCAAGAGACUCUUUAUCACCUUAAUGGAACUGAAUCUUUUAUUUUGGGAUUUUUAGGAAAAGGAAUUGCUGGAUUUGUGACCUAUCCUCUUCAAGUGGUUAAAACUCGUCUGCAAGAUAAGAGUAAUUAUUAUCAUCAAGAACGAUACAAGAGUUUCUCAGAUGCUCUUGUUAAAAUAUACAAACAUGAAGGAUAUAAGGCAUUCUUUAGAGGAAUUGUUCCACACGUGCUGAAAGUGUCGCCGAAUGGAGCCAUUGUGCUGAUGUUGAACGAACAAAUAAUGAAAUUGUUAUAUUUGGCAGAAGAGAAAAAAUUCAAACAAAAUCAUUAA
Messenger RNA from Naegleria lovaniensis, 1098 nucleotides. RefSeq lists its product as uncharacterized. Bases 1 to 1098 code for a protein of 365 amino acids. Gene Ontology annotation, biological process: folate import into mitochondrion; nucleotide transport. Gene Ontology annotation, molecular function: folic acid transmembrane transporter activity; FAD transmembrane transporter activity. The transcript has 2 exons. The record is from RefSeq and is a predicted model, not a curated record. Lineage: Eukaryota; Heterolobosea; Eutetramitea; Acrasida; Naegleriidae.